ACCAAUGUUUAUACGGUUAGUACUGUGCACGGCCACAACAGCGCUGCAAAUAGCGUUCUAGCUGUUAUUCAGAGAGUGGCCUUUCUAUCCCUCCCUCUCUUUUCUAUGUGGGGGACUCUGAUUAGUUUGAUAUUAUAAUUGAUCAAUUUAUUUGGUAAAAUGAUUAUCAAAGAGUAUUCUGGUAUCAUAAUGAAGGUUCUAGAAUAUUUUUUUUGUGGGAAAUUCGAGCACCAAAGCAAAAGCAAGGAGACAAAAUCAAAAUCAGUCGAUGGUGUUUAUGAUUUGGAUGUUAGUUUCCUUGCAAACAAGAGUGGUGUGGAAUGCACUUUAGGACCUUUUUGGGCUGAGGUGUUCAGCAUCCGCCAGUUCGUCAGAGUCUUCUCUGGAUCAGAGCAGACAAUGACUGCUUUCCAAGACCAGGCGAGCAACAGGCCUGUCGUCUUUGUCAGCACCGGGGGAGCGGGAGCAUAUGCCGUACGAUGGCGCUCUGGGAAGAUGUGUUUGGAGCCGCUCGUCUGCUCCGCGGGCGAAGUCCAUCGACUCACCGUCACGCUGAAGGUACGCUGCUCGGAGGAGGAGGCUGAAGGGGUGAGCCUGGUUGUCAGGGGCUUCCUACAGAGAGCAGCACUGCUCCACCCGGACGCCAGCAUCUCGCUGAACCACAGCCGCGUGAACCACAGAUUGGAACAGCAGUCGGACUGCUUGUUAAGCAGUUGUUCCAGAUUAUAUGACAAGCUGAGAUUAAGCUUGUGGCAUGCCGGCAUGGAGCCGGAGAGCGAUGCCGUGAGCGAGAGCAGAGUGAGCGACCUGCAUUUGCAUCUCGCCGGCGCACAGCAGCCGCUCAUCACCACGGACCUCACCAUCACCACCUGCGAGAUCCCUUGUCCGAGCGAAGGUUCGUUGGGCCACCUGCACGUGUCCGUGCUGGGGACGACCGGCUGUCCUCUGGCCGCGGUGGGGCCGGACCUGGCGCGCCGGGUGUUUGUCCCCUUGGCACGCCUCGAGCCCGGCCCGACGGGGUGCGCCGCCCCCUCACCCCUGCCCCCGCCGGACGCCUGCUACCAGGCCGGUGAGCCCGGCACCUCGUGUGUCGUCCUGCUGGUGUUCGCGGCGUCCCCGCAUGACGAGUCGCUGUGGGCGUGCCACCGGCGGCUGGGCGCGCAUCUGCACGCGCUCUUGGCGGCCAACAGGCACGCCAUCUCCAACGCUGUUCAGCAGCAGUUGGGCCGCAUCCCAUCCCAGCUCCCUACUUGUUGGAUGAAACCGUUCACGGAGGAGCCGUGCUGCCAGCAAGUUUCCACCGCAGCCUACAGAGUGUUGCGCAGUUCGACCAACUCGAGGUUCCGAGAGCGGUGCUUCCGUCUGAUGGGGGUGAACAAUGUUCAUGAUGCUGGGAAGAAGCUGGAGAAGUGUCUCAUGGAGUGCCUAACACCUGUGAAUGCUGCAUCUGGGGACUCACAGGCAACAGAGACUACGUGUGGAUCUCAGAGUGCGUCACAGGGAGAGGAACCCACGCAGCCUACAAGUUUUGAUGCGACCGUACAAGGCAACGAGGACUGCAAUGAAUUUGAGAAUAUGUGGAUUCAGAGAGUAAUUUGAGUCCUCCUCAUCGCUUCAAACAUUUUUUUGUCGAGAAGAUACAGCAGUAAUGAACUACAAACAAGUUAUGCUUCUAUUGACAAGAUCUUCCCAUAGUAAGUUUCAAAAAAUUUGACCUUUCUCUAGAAACAUGAUUUUUCAUUCUUUUAUGAAAUUACACCCAUAAAAUAAGUUUCAAAAGUUCCGUGAAAAAGAUCUUAAAGUAGAUGCUAACUGUAGUCAGCUGUAGAUUGUAGAUAUGGACAGACACUUGAAAACUCAAGUGUAAAAUCACAUACCGCUGCUUUGCAAACACUUCACAAUAAAACAUAGAUUUACAAAAUUACUAUUUAUGCAGUUUUCCCAAGUAUUUCUUACACUGUUAAGAGAAAUUGUAUAUCCCAGUAUUUAUGCCUAAAACAUGACACAGCAAAUGAUGUUUAAAAAGAAAAUAUUUUAAUGUCUCAAACGUAUGUACUAUUUUUUAUUACAGCAUUGAUGCUCUGCUUAAACUUAGUGAUAAAAAAGUAAUAGAAAUUGUAUUUUUGUAUCUAUGAUUAUCUAAUCAAUAUGUGGGUUUGUUUCUUAUUUAUUUAUGAAAGACACUAGUACGAAUUUUACAUCUGGUUCAGUGCACUUUCUCAAAAAAAUUGUUGUGUAAAUUUUGAACAUUUUUAAGAAUUGUAGUUUUUGAAUUAAUGCUAACAUGGUGGAAGAAAAAGUAAAAUUAAUAGAGUUUACAUUUCUCCCAGUUGUGAUCUCUGUUUUUGUAAAUUCAUAGUUUAUGCAGUUUUGGAACCCAUCCAUUGAAAAGCUAUACAAAAAAAUAAUAAAAAAAAAACAAGUGAAAUUUGGUUGUAUAAUUAAUGAAAAAAAUUACAAAUUUUAAAAUAUAUGGUUUAAUAAUUUUGAAUAACAUAAAAAUUAUUCUGUUUUUGUAAGUUUCCACAUGUAUUUUUUAUGAAUACCUUUCAAAUACGUAGUUUUAUUACAUGUCAAAGAAAAACUUCUGUAACUACUUGAGGUCGUCUUGAUUUCAUUCAUCUUGAAAAUUGUAGACACACAACAAGCUAGCGUUAGGAAGUUGUUGAGGAAAGAGGUAGAAUGGUGGUUUGAAUGAGGUCAUUUUCUGCUGUAGUCAAUAUUAAUUUAAUUAAUUGUGUUUGUGCUCAGAUAAUUUUUUUAUCAGAUUUUUAUGCCUAUACAAAUGCCUUUUGGCAGAGUUCAUGGCAAAAUACAAAUUAGUAUAAAGAAAUUAUCACACUGAUAUAAUCUGUUUUUUGAAAAAAUUUAUUUUACUGCAACAAAAGUACAUUUUCAACAUAUUUUUUUGGUAACAUAACUGUUAUUACAAAGAAAUAAUUUUGUAACUGUGGAUAAACACCAGCAAUUUUUUUUUGUUGCAAUAUAAAAAAUUCUCUUGUGAAAGCAUUAGAAUGGUCCU
Molecule: messenger RNA, 3022 nt
Organism: Bacillus rossius redtenbacheri
Lineage: Eukaryota; Metazoa; Arthropoda; Insecta; Phasmatodea; Bacillidae
Exons: 13
Coding region: 160-1599 (479 amino acids)
Source: RefSeq, a predicted model, not a curated record